GCCACGGUCAUGAAUGGCUGGGAGGAGUUCCUCAACCGCGACGCCCGAGGCACGGAGGUCUCCUGGAGCACCUGCGUCAAGUGCCAGGCAUGCGAGGAGCGCCCCGCGGCGAGGGAGGCGGCCCUCGGGGCUGGCCGGAGGGCUGCAGCGGCAGAGCCUGCCCGGGCACCCGCAAUCAGGGCCGCCCUCCAGCUGUGGGAGGAGCUCGUCUCGGAGCACCCCGGAGCUUUGGGGGACACGCCCGCUUUCCGCUGGGGACCCCGCUUCAAGGAGGCGUUCGCGGGAACCGCGGGGGUGACCCGCGCGGCGGAGCAACUGGGCAUCCAAGCGGACGAGCCCGUGGAGCUGUACCGGAACCCCCUGCACCCCAAGGAGUCGGAGAGGAGGGAGGACCACGACCUCUCGAACCCCGGCGUCGCCGAGGCCCUGGUCAAAGAGGCAGAUGCUCCCCCGGGGGGCGCCCGCACCUGGGAGAAGCCGGAGGGGACCGGUGUAAACGGCAAGGAGGUCUUGGGAAACGCCCUCUCCCAGACCACGGUAAGGUGCAUGCGGAACCUUCAUAAAUGGAGGAAGGGAUGGGUCUUCGAGAACCAGGAGCAUAGAGGGAUAUAUCCCAAGGUCUACGACCUCCCGGAGUGGUUGGAAAUCCUGGAGGAGACCGGUGCCGUGAUCAUCCCGGGAACGAUGUGCGCCUGGGGCCUCCAUCCCUCAGACGCUUCGUCCCCCCAUCAGUUCUAUCGCAAGGGGUGCUGGCUGGUCGUCUCCGCCAACCUGGCCCCCUUCUUCACGAAGCUCCGGAGACCCUGCCCCGGUCUCUCCCCGGUGCACCAGCACGUGGAACUCAGGGAUAACGUCCCAGGGACGGGCAUCAAGCGGACAAGGGAAGCCGCCCAAUACCCCCCGCGCUUCGCCCGCGCCGUGGCGCUGGCCAUUUGGACGGACUGGGCGCAGGAGCUGUGCACCCAUUGUGCGGACAACCCCAAGUACUCCCCCGAAGUUGUGAAGGAGGGGGCCCGACUCGGUGAUGGCCUAGUCCAGGCGGCGGGAGGCUGGAAGGAAGCAGUCGACUGCUACCGAGAGGCCUGGACGAGCCGGUGGGGGAACAACCUGGACGGGGUCUUCAAGGAGGAGCUAUGCGAGCUGCUCGACCCCGACCUCAGGGAUUACCUCCACCAGAUGGUGAAGGGCGGGGUUCCCGCCCGCCAACCGCUGGCCCAG
Messenger RNA from Prorocentrum cordatum, 1218 nucleotides. Lineage: Eukaryota; Dinophyceae; Prorocentrales; Prorocentraceae. The record is from the annotation of a GenBank genome assembly.